AUGUCACAAGCCGUAAAGAGAGCCUGCGAUGCCUGUCAUCGUCGCAAGGUAAAGUGUGACGGCAUCAACCCGUGCCGGAAUUGCGCCUCGGCUCAGUUGUCUUGCACAUACAAUGCUAUCCCACAAAAGAAAGGCCCAAAGGGCUCACGAGCCAAAGUAAUCAGCGAACUUCGCGAGACUCAGCGUCAGACCAGUCUGUCGGCCAAGGUGCAAAACCGGAUGAAUGGCAUCGCUUGCCCGCCCACAACCUCAGGCUUGGCCCCUACUCCUGGCCUCCUUACCAGUGAACUAGUCAAGGAAUGUGCCCAGUUCUUCUUCGAUAAUCUCUAUCCUCAGGCUCCGAUCCUCGACCGACGACAAGUCGAACAACAAGUACUGUACAUGGAGCAGAACCGCGACGCCUACUGCUUAAUGACAUCUCUUUGUGCCUUCAUCAUGCUUCAGCCAGGCAUGUCUAUGCCUGCGGGUGACCCAUACAACCUGGACAUGGUCCCUGGGGCCAAUAUUGUUUCCAGCCAGCUUCUUCUCGAAGAAUGUCUCCGCGUUCGAAAAGGAUACGAGUACCUCGACUCCAUUACUCUGAAUUCCUUGGCCACCAACUUCUUCCUUUUUGGCUGCUUCUAUGGCCAGGAAAUGCAUGACAAGGCCUGGUACUAUCUUCGCGAAGCCACAACCAUGAUGCACAUGGCUGGCAUGGACAAGGAGGAGCACUAUAUGCAGUUUGAUGCCGCCGAGGCUUCUCGAAGGCGUCGCUUGUUCUGGCUCUUCUUCUCAGUUGAGCGGGCUUACGCUAUUCAGCGCCGACGGCCCAUUACUCUUCAAGCAACCAUCAAUUUGCCUACUCUCGGUGACGAUCCUGCCGAUCCCCAGGCACAUAUGCUCAACAGCUUCAUCUUGCUAGUUAACAUGUUUCGGCCGUUCGAUGAUGCCUUUACUACUACUUGGAACAAGACUCGAGCUCAGCUGACGUCUCAACAUGUCAACGGUCUACAAAAGCAGCUCAAUGAAGUGGCUCAAUCCUAUGCUUGCCAGGACUCAAAUUUUCAUGAUUUACAUACUAACCAGCAGUGGUUGAAGAAUACCGUCUGGCAGCUGACAAGCGGUGUGGUACAUGGCAACUCGGACGAUUCCAUGUCAUUCCAGUAUCCCAUGAACAUGUCACGAGAACUAUUGGUCAACAUGGCAUCACAAUUCCCUGUUCAAGUUGUUGAUCUUCUUGGCACCGGACUGAUUGAGAAGCUCAUGGAAAUGUCAUCAUCGAUGACCGAAUACCUCGCUAUGCAGCCUGCGUCGCGAGAUCCAUUCACCAUAGGCCCGCGCGAGCACCUGAGCCAGAUUCUUUCCAUGGUUGCCGUUGCCCGAAACGGCGACUAUCGCCUCCUGCCUUUGCUCCUGAACAAGCUGGGCGACGUUCUUCCUCGCAUCACGAACCCCAUGCUUCAGAACGCCCCCGAGAACUCCAACCUUGCCAAUAUCGAUAUCUUUGAUGGUUUUGGCACUGCUGGAAUGGCCCAGCCGCCCAGCCAGAUGCACAUGGCCAUGGACAACGACUAUGACCGUAAAUUCUCCGUCGAGGAGUACGAGAAGAAGUAUGCGAUGGAAAUGAACGGCAAUACCCCGGAAUCCGCUACUCAUUCCAACCACUCCCAGAGCUCACCGUCAAUCGCGCAGCAAGGGUCGGAUAUGGGCGGUUCCUUUGUCGGUUCUCCAAACAUCAUGUCGCCGGGGAUAGACUAUUCUCAUAACAUGAAUGGGUUUCCAUGCAAUCCGAUGAAUGAGAUGGUGAUGAGUCCCAUGGGAAGCUCUGGGCAGUCGAAUGGCAUGUCACAAGGCCAACACAUGGGACACGACAACAUGCCACAGCGUUUGAAUGGAAUGACAGGCCAAAACAUGCGGCAACAGGGCAUAGGCGUAAUGAAUCCUUUAGGCGGUAUGAGUCAAAUCCAACAAAGGCAAAGUAGCUUCCACAUGACGAGUCAACCGCACAUGGGGGAUUUCCAUAAUCUCCCAAGAGGGAGUUCAGACGCAAAUAAUCCAAUGGUUGGCAUGAAUACAAUGGGCGCAUACUAG
This is a messenger RNA of Metarhizium acridum CQMa 102, 2070 nucleotides long. RefSeq lists its product as uncharacterized. The record is from RefSeq and is a predicted model, not a curated record. Gene Ontology annotation, molecular function: DNA binding; zinc ion binding; DNA-binding transcription factor activity, RNA polymerase II-specific. Lineage: Eukaryota; Fungi; Ascomycota; Sordariomycetes; Hypocreales; Clavicipitaceae. Gene Ontology annotation, biological process: DNA-templated transcription; regulation of DNA-templated transcription.